Bacillus rossius redtenbacheri is the source of this 1857-nucleotide messenger RNA. Its product is annotated as peptide transporter family 1-like. Bases 1 to 1857 code for a protein of 618 amino acids. Gene Ontology annotation, biological process: dipeptide import across plasma membrane. The transcript is spliced from 13 exons. Lineage: Eukaryota; Metazoa; Arthropoda; Insecta; Phasmatodea; Bacillidae. The record is from RefSeq and is a predicted model, not a curated record. Gene Ontology annotation, molecular function: dipeptide transmembrane transporter activity. Gene Ontology annotation, cellular component: membrane.
AUGUUCAUUACUCAGUUUGUAGCAGUGGCAGCGGUCUUGGCGUUGUACCUGGAGAACGCGCUGCUGCUCCCGGAGUGGCUGUCCGUGACAGUGUACCACGGCUUCACGGCGGCGGGCUGCGUCGCGCCCCUGCUGGGGGCCUGCCUGGCCGACGGCGUCCUGGGGAGGUUCAGCGCGGUGUUUGCGACGGGCCUGGCGCUGACGAGCGCGGGGGCGGCCGGCCCCAAGCCGUGCGCCGCGCUGUUCCUGGGCGACCAGUUCGAGCUGCCCCGGCAGGCACGGGCCCUGGGGCGCAGCCAGUCGGCCCUGCGCCUGGCCAAGAGCCUUGGCGCGGUCCUCGCCGUGCUGCUGACGCCCGCGGUCCGCACAGCCGCGCCCUGCUUCGGCGCCGGCGACUGCUACCUGGCCGCCUUCGCCCUCACCACCGUCCUGUUCGGCCUGGCGCAGGAACAGUAUGCGUUGUGGAAGAAGUUUCACUCGAAGCACAGAGAGAAAACACACUGGCUGAACUAUGCCUCCAGGAAAUACGACUCGAGGCUCAUAGAAGACAUGAAGGUCAUGUUUUCGAUCAUGCUCGUGUUUGUUCCCUUGCCAAUAUUCUGGAGUCUCUUCGACCAGCAGGGCUCCCGCUGGAUCUUCCAAGUGUCGCGCACGGACUGCCGCGUGCCGGGGCUGUGCCUGGCGCCCGACCAGCUCCAGGCCGUGAGCCCCGCCGCGGCCGUGCUGCUUGUGGUGGCGUGCGGCCCGCGCCGCGCCGCGGGACUCUGGGGCGUGCCCGCGGGGGGCCUGCUGGCGGGGCUCGCCUUCGUCACCGCCGGCGUCGUCGAGGUGACCAUGGAGGUGUCGUACUCGUCUUUCCCCGGCAGGGGGGAGGCCUACUUGAACGUGAUCAACAGCCUCCCCUGCAGAGUCGAGCUCGGCAACCCUUUCAACCACUUCCAGGAGGUCGGUGCCAGCAGCAGCUUCGUGUUCCGCAACAUCACCGCGAGCGGGCGGGAGAGUCACGGCGUGAUGGUGGCCGCCACCAGGGCGUGCGGUGGUCUGACCCUCUCCACCAGCUGGGCCUUCCCUGAUGUCCCGGUCGUGGGAGGUCAGUACUCCAUUGUUCUGGGAUCUUCUAGUGCUGCGUCGGGGGAUUCUGACGACGCGACACUUCAAAGGGCUGCGAGGCCUUUCCAGGGCGGGGUGGACAGAAUGGUGUUCCUGAACCUGGCUGAAGACAGUUCCGUGGCGGUUGAACUGACGAAUGCCAUAUCUUCACGUUCUGAGCGGUCGGCUCCUGGCGAAAGACACAGCAGCACACAGUUCGUAAUGCUGGAUGCCGGAAGGUAUAUUUACGAAGCCAAACUGCUGGGAGACAAGAACUACACAGACAUCGGCUCACUGGCCCUGCAAGUAGGUGAAGUGUACACGCUGAUACUUCAAGAGUCCAACUCUACAAUAAUGGUGGAUUUGUACGACUUGUCCCCCCUCAACCCGCCCAGCGUCCUGUGGCUGCUGCCGCAGUACAUCCUGAUAUCCGUGGCCGAGGUGGUGUUUGUGUCCGCAGGGGUGGAGUUCAUCACGACCCAGGCGCCGAGGAGCAUGGCGACCGUGACGCUGGCGCUGUGGUACCUGACGGUGGCCGUCGGCAACCUGAUCAUCGUGGCCGUGACCUACUGGGAGCUGACUGCCAGCCAGGCUCACGAAUUCUUCUUCUUCGCUGGCUUGUCAUUGGUCGGCGCGGUGUUGUUCGCGCGCGUGGCCAGGAAGAAAGAGUUUGCGGCCGCGGAUGCCAGCAGCUCGGCCUACCUGCUGCAUCCACUGGAAGACCAGGAACACCUCCCCAAGUGCGCCCCGUCAGACUUCACUUUGUAG